CCCGUUGACUUUUGCAGACUUCCAAUGGAUGCCCCUUCCCCGGUCCGGUCGAUUGCCGAAACCGCAUUGCAACGUSCUCRAGGCACAAUUGCGGGAUUACUUGCACACUGCGGUACCAACUCCGUUGAUGGACGCCGGAGUAGAGGUUGUUGACCUUCACGCCUACAUUGCGAAGAUCGACCGCGAGUUCAAGACGCAACGGUACGACGACAUCGACGCACCAUGGCUAUAUGUACGCAUUCAGAUCAGAGAGGCGACCUCCAGCACUUUGAUCGAUUGCGGAGCAUCUCGCAACUACAUGAGCCAGGACUUUAUGGUACGCGCCAGCCUUGGCCCACGCGUCCGGAGGAAGUCCUGGCCGACGCAAGUCACGUUGGCGGACGGUCACACGCACAAGUCAAUAGACCGGUGCAUUGAUGACGUCCCCGUGUACUUUGCCCCGCACGCGAGCGAGGCGGUGUCCUUCGAUAUUUUGGACACCAAAUUCGACAUGAUCUUGGGCAUGUCAUGGCUGCGAAGCGAGGAUCACCCGGUGAACUUCUACCGCCGCACCGUUCACGUUCGUGAUUGGAACGGAGUACUAGUCCCAUGCACGGUAGCUCCUCCUCACCCUUCAAUCAGCUGUCACGCGGUGUCCGCCGCAAGCAUGCGAGCUUCCGUCAUCAUAGACGACAUCGAGGAGAUGGGGGUGUGUUUUCUCCACCUCCCGCCCCAUCAUGCUUCACCGAUGGACCCAUCUUUGGAUUCACGCAUCACCGAGCUUCUCGAUGCCUACGGCGACGUGUUCGAAGGCCCGCACGGAGUAAUACCGGAUCGGCUCAUCCGCCACGAGAUCAUCCUCGAGGACGGGGCCGUACCUCCACGUGGUUGCAUCUACCGAAUGAGCGAGGAAGAGUUAAGUGUGCUUCGGGCACAACUCGACGACCUUCUGGAGAAAGGCUGGAUUCGGCCUAGCUCAUCGCCAUACGGUGCGCCUGUUCUCUUCGUCCGGAAGAAGAACAAGGAUUUGCGGUUGUGCAUCGAUUAUGGCAAGCUCAACGCGCAGACGAUCAGAAACGUCGGCCCUCUCCCACGCAUCGACGACCUUCUCGAACGAAUGGGCGGCGCCAAGUUCUUCUCCAAGCUGGACCUCAAGUCGGGAUAUCACCAACUCAAGAUUCGGAAGGAGGACCGCUACAAGACCGCGUUUAAGACGCGAUAUGGGCAUUUCGAAUGGCUGGUUAUGCCAUUUGGCCUUACGAAUGCCCCGACCACUUUCCAAGCGGCUAUGACAACGGAGUUUCAACACAUGCUGGAUCGAUUCGUACUUAUCUACCUCGACGGCAUCCUGGUGUACAGCCGGAGUUUGGAGGAGCAUGUGGAACACCUGCGCACUGUUUUGGAGCGGCUACGACAAGCCAAGUACAAAGCCAACCGCGACAAAUACAAAUUCGCGCGGCAGGAGCUGGAGUACUUGGGACAUUAUGUGAUGCCGCAAGGCAUCCGUCCGCUUGCGGACAAGAUCGAGGCCCUCCGCGUAUGGCUAGAGCCCACCAACACCACGGACGUUCGUUCAUUCAUGGGGUUGGCGGGCUACUAUCAGCGAUUCAUCAUCGGAUACUCAAGGAUUGCUGCACCUAUGACGAGAUUACAAUCGCCAAAGGUGCCAUUCGUAUUCGAUGACGACGCAGACCGGUCAUUCCAAGCACUCAAGACGGCCAUGCUCAUGGCACCCGUCCUUAGCAUCUAUGACCCCACCCUGCCAACAAGAGUGACUACGGACGCUUCCGGCUAUGGCAUUGGGGCAGUCUUGGAAUAGCACGACGGCGACGACUGGCACCCUGCGGAGUAUUUCAGCCACAAAGUGCCUCCCAUCAACUCGCUUGAUGAUGCAAGGAAGAAGGAGCUGCUCGCGUUCGUGAUGGCUCUCAGGCGAUGGGGACACUUCCUCCUCGUGCGUCGUAGGUUCACAUGGGUUACGGACAACAACCCACUGAUAUACUACAAGACGCAGGAUACGGUGAGCAGCAUGAUCGGACGAUGGAUGUACUUCAUCGACCAAUUUGACUU
Messenger RNA from Chara braunii, 2049 nucleotides. The record is from the annotation of a GenBank genome assembly. NCBI's taxonomy places the organism in Eukaryota, Viridiplantae, Streptophyta, Charophyceae, Charales, Characeae.